UUAGGGAAGUGAUUCCUCCCGACGCUCCGUACUUGGGCGCCGCUACUUGGGCGCCACUGCUUUGGCCGUCUUACCUCCGCGCUGCCAUGGCGGUGUCUGCCCGGUCCGCGCGGGUCCCGCCGGACUCACAUAAAGUACAGAAAGACAAGGCUGGACAGUCUUCAGGGCCCAGGCAGGGCAGCGGAAUGGGGACACUCUUGGGGUUUGAGUGGACAGAUGUUUCCAGCUGGGGAAGGCUGGUGACCCUGCUGAAUCGACCAACGGAUCCUGCCAGCCUGGCUGUCUUCCGUUUUCUUUUUGGGCUGAUGAUGGUGUUGGACAUUCCCCAAGAACGGGGGCUCAGCUCCCUGGACCGACGAUACCUGGAUGGGCUAGAUGUGUGCCGCUUCCCUUUGCUGGAUGCCCUGCAGCCGCUACCACUUGACUGGAUGUAUCUUGUCUAUACCGUCAUGUUUCUGGGGGCCCUGGGCAUGAUGCUGGGCCUGUGCUACCGGAUGAGCUGUGUUUUAUUCCUGCUGCCGUACUGGUAUGUGUUUCUCCUGGACAAGACGUCAUGGAACAACCACUCCUAUCUGUAUGGUUUAUUGGCCUUUCAGCUAACAUUCAUGGAUGCAAACCACUACUGGUCUGCUGACGGCCUGCUCAAUGCCUGUAAGCGGAAUGCCCACGUGCCCCUCUGGAACUAUGCUGUGCUGCGUGGCCAGAUCUUCAUCGUGUACUUCAUUGCGGGCGUGAAGAAGCUGGACGCGGACUGGGUUGAGGGCUAUUCCAUGGAAUAUCUGUCCCGGCACUGGCUCUUCGCUCCCUUCAAACUGGUACUGUCUGAGGAGAUGACCAGUCUGCUGGUGGUGCACUGGUGCGGACUGCUGCUCGACCUCUCAGCGGGUUUCCUGCUCUUUUUUGAUGCCUCGAGGUCCAUCGGCCUCCUCUUCGUGUCCUACUUCCACUGCAUGAAUUCCCAGCUCUUCAGCAUUGGAAUGUUCCCCUACGUCAUGCUGGCCAGCAGCCCUCUCUUCUGCUCCCCUGAGUGGCCCCGGAAGCUAAUAUCUCGCUUCCCCGAAAAGCUGCAGGAACUACUGCCCCUCAAGGCUGCCCCUCAACCCAGUGAGUCCUGCAUGUACAAGAGGAGCCGGGCCAAAGGUGGCCAAAAGCCAGGGCUGCGCCAUCAGCUGGGUGCUGCCUUCACCCUGCUCUACCUCCUGGAGCAGCUGUUCCUGCCCUAUUCCCAUUUCCUCACCCAGGGCUAUAACAACUGGACAAAUGGGCUGUAUGGCUAUUCCUGGGACAUGAUGGUGCACUCACGCUCCCACCAGCACGUGAAGAUCACCUACCGGGACGGCCGCACUGGCGAGCUGGGCUACCUUAACCCUGGGGUAUUCACACAGAGCCGGCGAUGGAAGGAUCACGCAGACAUGCUGAAGCAAUAUGCCACUUGCCUGAGCCACCUGCUUCCCAAGUACAAUGUCACUGAGCCCCAGAUCUACUUUGAUAUUUGGGUCUCCAUCAAUGACCGCUUCCAGCAGAGGAUUUUUGACCCUCGUGUGGACAUCGUGCAAGCCACCUGGUCCCCCUUCCAGCGUACACCUUGGCUGCAGCCACUGUUGAUGGACCUGUCUCCCUGGAGGACCAAGUUACAGGAAAUCAAGAGCAGCCUGGACAACCACACUGAGGUGGUCUUCAUUGCAGAUUUCCCUGGGCUGCACCUGGAGAAUUUUGUGAGUGAAGACCUGGGCAAUACUAGCAUUCAGCUGCUACAGGGGGAGGUGAUUGUCGAGCUGAUGGCAGAACAGAAGAAUCAGACUCUUCAGGAAGGAGAAAAAAUGCAGUUGCCUGCUGGUGAGUACCAUAAGGUGUAUACGAUAUCAUCCAGUCCUUCCUGCUACAUGUACAUCUACGUCAAUACUACAGAGCUUGCAUUGGAGCAAGACCUGGCAUAUCUACAAGAAUUAAAGGAGAAGGUCGAGAAUGGAACUGAAACGGGGCCUCUACCUCCAGAGCUGCAACCUCUGCUGGAAGGAGAAGUACAAGGGGGCCCUGAGCCAACACCGCUGGUUCAGACCUUUCUUAGACGCCAGCGAAGGCUCCAAGAGCUUGAACGCCGGAGAAAUACCCCUUUCCACGAGCGGCUCUUCCGCUUCUUGCUGCGGAAGCUCUAUAUUUUUCGCCGCAGUUUCCUGAUGACUUGUAUCUCACUUCGAAAUCUGGUAUUAGGCCGCCCUUCCCUGGAGCAGCUGGCCCAAGAGGUGACUUACGCAAACUUGCGACCCUUUGAGCCAGCUGGAGAGUCGAGUCAUUCAAACACAGAUUCUUCAAAUUCUAAUACUCCUGAACCAAAUUCUGACCCUGUCCACUCAGAGUUCUGAUGGGGGCAGAUGUUGGGUAUAGAUGUGGGAGCAACCAGUCAUAGGACCAUUAACCUAUGCAGUGGAGAUGUGAAGAAAUUGAUAUUUUAUACAUUUUUUUUCUGUGUCUAUAGUUCUUUUAAGUUCAGAGAGGAUACUUUAGAGAAGCCAAGCAAGGAUAAGCUUUAUCAAAUCAAGGUUGAGGAGCUAGGAGGGGUUUAAAAGCAAUAUGAAAAUGCCCUUCUAGGAUAAAGGCGUAAGAGGUUUACAGUGACUGGCUCCUUGGGGAAAGAGGUUUAAUGUACCAUGAUGACAGUAACACCUCACUGUUCUCGAGUACUUGCCAUAUGCUAGGUACUGUGAGAACCAUUGUGCCCGUGUUACUGCAUUUAGUCCUUACUGACCAUCAGCCCAAUCUUACAGUUGGAGACAGUGAGGCUGAGACAACAUAAUUUGCUCAAAGGCAAUACCUAGUAAGAGAUGUAUUGAUGGUUUGAAUCUCGUCUGUUUGACUUAAGGUCCCGUACCCUGCCUUUUGUCAUUUGCAGAAUCACUGACAUUAAUUAUGAAAUAAUGUAGCUUCAAAUUUUUCUUCUUAGUUAAGGUAAGAUUGGGAUGGUGAUCAAGUUCUAAAUUCGCAGAGUAAUUUUCUCUUCCCUACAGUUGUAGUUUCUUCAUGGUUCCUAUUAUGUAUACAGCCAGUAAGGUUUUCACUAGCAGCUCUUGAGAAUAGUUACAAUAGGACAAGGUUAAACUAAUAAGGAGAUUUAGAUGAUUGGUAGUAGUUCUCUCAAGUGCAGUGUAUUUAGCAUUACUCUAGCCUUUGAUGAGCAGAAAGUGAUGUAAAGUAGGGAUUAACCAAACUUCGUGAUGGAUUAGGGUAUGUUUGCAGUUAUUUUGUAGGUUUGGAUAUACAGGGUGAUUGAGGAAGCACCUCAAUUCCUUGAAAACUCAAAAGCCUAGCAUUGGGCUAGGAAGUAAGAAUGCAUAGAGAAAAAAGAAAAAAAAAAGGCUCCUGCUCUGGGUGCUUGUUCAUCGUCUCACAGCAAAGACUAGCAGUAAAUUGGCAGUCCCAGUAACUUUUGAUGAAGGAUGGCAUCUCUGUUUUCAGGCUUCGCUUCCCAUGCCCCCCCCACCCCCAGUCAAUGGUUCUUUCCUAGGCAGCUGCCUUUUCACUGUACACACUUGGUAUGAUUAUGUCCACCUCGUGGUUUCCAGUGUCGCUGCUGCUUAGCUUUCUUUCCUGUGCCCUGGACCUAUAGAUCUAACUAGCUCCACCUGGACAUCCCGCAAAGCUUUCAAACUCUGUCCUAAGCAGAACUUAAUUCAUCCCCAACUCAGACCUGCUUCUCUAUUAGUGAGUGGCAACUGCAUUUUUUCUGGCCAAGCCAUUAAGAGCAUCUUGAGUCUUCCUUUUUUUCCCUCACAUUUCCCGAAUUCCAAGUUGUAUCAAUUCUACCUCUUCAAUUUAUUCAUCUCUACUACCUCUGUUCUUUCACCCUUUAUCUUGGAAUCUAGGCAUAGACAGACCAGAGCAGGUGCAGUUGGGCCUGAAUCAGGGCAUCCCCCUGAAGCCUGAUUCCUGUAAGGCAUUGUGUGAGCUAGCUGUAGGUGCCCCGGGGUAUCUUGAUCACUUGUCAAGACCAGUGUGGGGAAACAUGGUUCUCAAUAGUUUUGCACAUCUCAAUGACACAAUAUACCUUGGCACAAUGUCCUUUGCUAGGAAGUUCAGCUAUCUUCUGCUCCCCUGCACUACCCCUGCACCCCCCGACCCAGCUCAUUACUUGACUGGUAAGAAAACUAGUUCUUCAUUUGGGGAAGGGACUCUUACAAUAGUUUUAACAUAGGCAAGGAUGUGGGACGCCUGGGUGGCUCAGUCGUUAAGCAUCUGCCUUCGGCUCAGGUCAUGGUCCCAGGGUCCUGGGAUCGAGCCCCACAUCAGGCUCACUGCUCAGUGGGAGGCCUGCUGCUUCUCCCACUCCCCCUGCUUGUGUUCCCUCUUUUGCUGUGUCUCUGUCAAAUAAAUCUUUAAAGUAUAUAUAUAUAGGCAAGGAUGCUAUCCCAAAACUGUUAGCAUACCACCUCUUUUUCCCAGUGAAAAUGUUGGGGUGUGAUGGAGUGGAAAGGUGGUUGUCUUAAUACUGUUUAUGAAGAAUGCUGUUCAGUGGAAUAAAUGAGUUCAGAUUUCAGGAGGAAUCAGGCCCUGCGUAGCUGUUAGAGGAAUGGGCUAUCAACAUCCUUUUAGCCAGGCUUUAGUAUUCCAAUUCAUUCUACUCCCAGCAUUUGGAUCUUUAGUCGCUGGCCAGGUCAUCCCUUCAAAACUUUUCUGUAACAUGGCAUGCUUUGAUAUUCAACCAUUUGCAGUCACCAUCACCCCAUUUGACACCUUUGCUUCUCUUCUCGCUGGGCUGGUUACGAUUUCUUCACCUUAUUUUUAGAAUCUUUUCUCCCCCAUGUUAGGCAGAAGACAGGGCCUUUUUACAAAAGAUCCUUCUCCAAGCUCCUUGAGGUCCAGUUAUCUUCCUAGUAAAUACUGAAACCCAACAAUUUCUCUGGUGCUGUCCCACCAGCCUACAGGCACCCAACUCUUCCCCAUUCCCCUUAUUUGACCAGCAUGGUGGUUUUUACAGCAAUGCACUAUUCUCUAGAUAAUGUUUUGAAACUUUUAAAGACCUUCAGAUUUAACUUUGCCUCCCCUCCCAAGUUACAAAUUUUUAAGCCUCCAAAUAGGUGUAAUUAAGCAUUCCUUGGGUCUCACACCACUUGAUUUUCAUACAUGCUUGUGUAAACAUGUGCCAAAUGGCUAUCUGUACUUUAGCUCCUAGGCUUUAAAAAGGGAUGGUUCUUGAGUUCUUGUCUAGACCUCUACAAACUCAAAGGUUUUAGAAAGUUACAGCAUCUUCACUGUAAUUUUGUGAGCUAUCUUAUAAAAUGGAUUAGAACCUGGCCCCCUCACCCCUGUUGAAAAAUUUUGCCAAUUCUAUCAUGUACUGAACAUGUAUGUAAUUUGCAGCCUUAACACCUGUUUAUAAUAAAGGUAUUAAUACUUAA
Molecule: messenger RNA, 5393 nt
Organism: Zalophus californianus (California sea lion)
Lineage: Eukaryota; Metazoa; Chordata; Mammalia; Carnivora; Otariidae
Gene: GGCX
Product: gamma-glutamyl carboxylase
Exons: 15
Coding region: 87-2363 (758 amino acids)
Biological process (GO): peptidyl-glutamic acid carboxylation
Molecular function (GO): gamma-glutamyl carboxylase activity; vitamin binding
Source: RefSeq, a predicted model, not a curated record